AUGACGACGCAAGAAGUUCCCGUGCAGGGUCGCUUCCCUCAGGAGAACAUCCGCGGAUAUGGUCCUACCAAAGUCUACAGUAUGACCGCUACCGUCGAGAUUACCGCCCCCAAUCCGCCAUCCGAGAAUCACACCAUUCGAGUCAUCAAGGUCGAGAUAUCAUGCACCAACUACCUUGACACUCAUACCAUUCUCAUCGAUGACGCUAGCAUUCUUCGUAUGUUUGUGAUAAAAGAUGGUACUAUACAAAUUGAUCUGAGUCCUCUCGACAUGGCGAUACCGGUAUUCGGAUUGGAGGCUGCUGGUCCUAUGCCGGACAACGACGGAGAAGAAGAUACAGACGAGGACAUCGAAAUGGUCAAGAAAGCUUGGGAAACUUGCCGGCUGGUCUGGGGACACUAUGAUAGACUUACGGAGUUAGGCAAGCAAAUGUCUAGGAAGAGGGAACCUGAGCUUGCUGGUCAAGCUAGUAGUGCUGAGCGCCCUGUACAACCAGUAGGGCAGAUAGAUAAGCUUGUAACAGAACGCCAACGACCAGUAUAUGCACAGCGACCGGCAGAUCUUUCCUCAUCUACCCCGAAGACUAUGACACCUCCUAUACAUAUCGGCGGCGGCGCACACUCGCAGCUAGAGGACUGCGAACAUUGGAGUGACAUUGAAGAGAACGGUGAAGCCCAAGUUGGGGAUGGCCUAUCGAAAGACGGCCCAGAAGACGACAGGGAAGAAGACUCUGAGGAUUACAAUGAAGGCGGAUACGAAAAUACAGAUGACGAAGAUUUCGAACAGUCUACCGCCGCAAAGUCCAAGCGUUUGAACAGUACCAAGGAGGCUCCUAAACUGUCUCAGAAGGCGCUAGGAAAGCAAUCAGCGAAGCCCACCUCAUCUGGAGCGCCGCGCAAGGUAAAGCUUCGAGACCCGACACUGAUGAUCUGGCCAACAACUAUCAUCACGACUGGUACCGCAGGACAUAAUCUACGACCUCUUAUGGAAAAGAUGGGCCAGACUCUGGCGACAGAGGCUGAGCGCCAGGAGUAUAUGGAUCUCGUGUGGACGCGUCACCGAGCCGCUGAAGGCAACGAUACUGUCAAGCAGAUCGUUGUUGAUGACCUUGAGACCUUUGUACGUAGUCAUGGUAUCGUCGAUCUGCACAACCUAUGGGCGCGAUGGAUGGAAUCUGGCAUCAAAGUUGCCAUGCCCAUGUUCAAGCCGGUUGGGAUUGGUGAGAUGGACGCAGCCGAGAGGCUGAAUAUGUUUAAGAGGAAGAAAAAGGUACGUCGGGGCUGA
Alternaria atra is the source of this 1284-nucleotide messenger RNA. RefSeq lists its product as uncharacterized. The coding region runs from base 1 to 1284 and encodes 427 amino acids. The record is from RefSeq and is a predicted model, not a curated record. The transcript is spliced from 3 exons. Lineage: Eukaryota; Fungi; Ascomycota; Dothideomycetes; Pleosporales; Pleosporaceae.